Molecule: messenger RNA, 1385 nt
Organism: Olea europaea var. sylvestris
Lineage: Eukaryota; Viridiplantae; Streptophyta; Magnoliopsida; Lamiales; Oleaceae
Product: probable ADP-ribosylation factor GTPase-activating protein AGD11
Exons: 7
Coding region: 1-1011 (336 amino acids)
Molecular function (GO): phospholipid binding; GTPase activator activity
Source: RefSeq, a predicted model, not a curated record
AUGUACCCGUAUCCAAUACCCGCACUAGAGUCUGAGCAUCAUAGAUCCUUGAGCUUCAGCUCGUUUAUAUGCAUCAAGUGCUCUGGAGUACAUAGAAGCCUUGGAGCGCACAUAACCAAGGUUUUAUCGGUGAAGCUGGAUGAAUGGACCCAUGAGCAAGUUGAUGAGUUAAUCAAAAUGGGAGGAAAUAUUGCAGUCAACUUGAAAUAUGAAGCUUGUAUUCCAGAUAAUUAUAAGAAACCAAAACCAAAUUCCUCUAUAGAGGAGCGAGAAGAUUUCAUAAGGAGAAAAUAUGAGUUGAAACAGUUUCUGAACAAUGAUAUGCAGAUGUCAUGCCCCUUUCCUGUCCCAUCGACCUCAAAUUGUAGUGCUUUAAUCUGUUAUUCUAAAUCACCCAGUGAGAAGAAACACUGUGAGAAACAAACCACCAGUAAUCGCAUCCAGGGUAUAGGCCAUGCAUUUCGCAAAAGCUGGAGAAAAUCUGAAAGCAAGGGAACAAAGAAAAGCACCUCAAUGGCAGGUAUGGUCGAAUUUGUAGGAUUGAUCAAGGUUAACGUAGUGCGAGGGACCAACCUAGCUAUCCGAGAUAUAUUGACAAGUGACCCGUACGUCGUCCUCUCACUGGGAAAUCAAUCAAUGAAGACACGCGUCAUAAAUAGUAACCUGAAUCCAGUUUGGAAUGAAAAGCUAAUGUUGUCAAUUCCUGAAAACGUUCCACCGCUGAAGUUGCUUGUAUAUGACAAGGAUACAUUCACAACUGACGAUUUUAUGGGGGAUGCUGAGAUUGAUAUUCAGCCCCUGGUGACUGCUGCAAACGCCUUUGAGUGCUCCUCAAUCAAUGAGUCAACACAGCUCGGAAAGUGGAAGGCAAGCAAAGAAAAUGCACUCGUUCGUGAUGGUGUCAUCACCUGCGAAGAUGGUAGGGUGAAGCAGGAUAUUUGUAUCCAGUUGCAGAAUGUUGAAUGUGGAAUUGUAGAAAUCGAGCUUGAAUGUAUGCCUCUCUCACAAUAGAAUUUUAAAAGGAAUCUGUAGGAAACACAAUUAAUAAGCAUUCCAGCUCCAGAAUAUUAAUAUAGGGAGAAAAUCAUUGAGUUUGUAAUUAACUCGAAAAGUAUUGGCUUGUUUGGUAGAGUUGAUUGCAUAGUACUACGAACAAUGUCAAGAAGAAAAAGCGUCUGCUUUAUACCGAUGCUGCAUACCAAACAUCAACUAUGUAUAUUAGUGAUUUUAGCUUUUCUUCAGUAUGAGUAGAAGGGAUAGUUUCUUACGUGAAAAAAGUUUUGCAAGAAGAGAUUGGCGUUAAAGAUUAUCUGUAAAAAGUGUAUUGUCCAUUGUGUACAAGUGUAUUGUGCUUUGUCUUAAUAGAAUGAAACUAUUUCAAUGUC